UAUCUGUGGGUGGUGAUGCUCAGUUUUGACGCCAGGCGGCGCCGACAGUUGGCAGUAUUGCAGCGCCGCCAAUCGAUGCGCGAGACAGCGCCUGCGCGCUCGCCACCGUCACUACGCACUACCAUGCCGCCCUUCCCGAGUGAUGUACAAUGGUUCCCUGCGGAGAUACGACGUCUGAUUGUGGCCAUCAAGAAGCACGAAUCACUGUACAACCCGCGCCACGACGGCUUCGGACUGCGAGACGCUCAGAACAAGGCAUGGAAGGCGGUGGCGACGCUCGUCGGAGGCGGGAAAACAGAUAUCCAGUGUCGGGACAAGUGGAACUGUCUGCGAGGAACGUAUCGCCGCCACGUGAGGACUGAGGCCACCAACAAUGUGAAGCGCCGCAGCGGCUGGCCCUGGGCCGAGAACUACAGUAACAACUAGUAACUAAUGACGAGAACUGUUU
This is a messenger RNA of Homalodisca vitripennis (glassy-winged sharpshooter), 448 nucleotides long. RefSeq lists its product as uncharacterized. The record is from RefSeq and is a predicted model, not a curated record. The transcript is spliced from 3 exons. Lineage: Eukaryota; Metazoa; Arthropoda; Insecta; Hemiptera; Cicadellidae. The coding region runs from base 16 to 426 and encodes 136 amino acids.